GGAAAAUCCCACCUCAGCCCCCGGACCGACCUGCUCUUCCCGUGGUGCACAUUCCAGAUCUUUUAGGAUCCCCGGUGAGCUCCUUCACGCGGUGCUGGCGGCCUUCGGCGUGCCCCGGCCCGGUAACGGUUCGCCCAGAAGCGUGCUGUCCCCGAAGAUCCCGGCAGCCACAAAGGCCCCAGAGACACCGUUGUGCUCUGCGCUCGGGCCGAGGGAAAGGACUGUGGGACUUGCUUCGUCACGCACAACGUUGCAUCCGGAUGAAGCUCUGCAAGCCUUUGGGGACACCAGCAUCCGAGGUCAUCAAAAGUCCAUGUAAGAGAAGCCAACCAAAUGUGUCAAGAAGGCUUGUUCAGACUAGCUCUGAGCAGCCCCAGGAAACAGACUGUGUGCUCACUGGGAGAGAGGAGGAGACUGGCAGAGGCCCUGGAACCUGUGGACUCCACACUGGAGUCUCAAAGACAUCCAAGCAGUAGCCUACAGAAAGAAUUUCUCCAGCAUCAGGAUGAAGAGCACAGUAAAGAUGCAGCGCCUCAGGACGGCCUCAUAAGGGAAGCAGGGUGCAUAGCGCAGAGACUGGAGGCCUUGCUGGAGGAGAUCCACAGGGGAGCCCAGGAGCCACGAAAGGAGGAGAGAGAGCAGAGAAAGUUAGGUGAUGCACUUGAAAACGCCCGACUAGAAAUUGAAAAAUUGAAAGAUAAUCUGAUAAAAUUGAAAGAAAGUGGUACAACUGACCUGCAGAAAGCAAAGGAACAUAACCAGAAGCUGGAUGAGGAAAUUCUGGCGUUAAGAAACCGGGUUCGAUCGCUUGACUCGGAGAAAAAGGUGCUUGGGGAAAUGUAUCUAACAUCUGGAGACAAAGCAAGCUACCAGCAUCACGGGGACGUGCGGGAGCUGCGACAGAACCUGCACCGCCUGCAGAUCCUGUGCAACUCGGCUGAGAAGGAGCUGCGGUACGAGCGGGGCCGGAGCCUGGACUUGAAACAACAUAACAGUUUGCUCCAGGAGGAGAACAUCAAGAUCAAAAUUGAACUCAAGCAGGCCCAGGAGAAGUUGCUAGACAACGCCAGGAUGCACUCCUCACUCACGGCAGAGUGGAAGCACUGUCAGCAGAAAGUCAAGGAGCUGGAGCUGGAAGGACUUAGGCAGGCUCAGAGCCUUAAAUCCCAGCAGGGCCUACAGGAAAAGCUGGCUCGGGAGAAAGCAAAAGCAGCGGAAGCACAGGAAAAGGUUUUGGACCUGCAGCAGAAACUAGAUCAUGCGCGACAAGUCUGCCUUUCAGAUGUUUGCAUUUUGCGUAAGAAGCAACUAGAGGAAGAGAUCAAGGAGGCGAAGAGCAUGGAGGCCAGGCUGCAGCAGCAGCACCAGGAGGAGCAGCAGAGGAGGAUCCGCCUAGACCAGGACGUAGAUGAGCUCCAGAGACAAGUGAGAACCUUGCAGGAUAAGGAGGAACAACAAGAAGCAGCCAAUUCCCAGAAACAAGAGGCUCUACGAAAACAACUGGAAAGUGAGAGAAGGAAGUGUGAAGAGUAUGUCAAGAGCAAUGAGGACUUGUCAGAGAAACUAUCUAGCUUGCAGCAAGAAAAGGAAGCUCUAUGGCAAGAACACAGGCGGUUUCUGGAGCAACUUGGUGAGCGUGUGAGAAACUACAAAGACAAACACCACUGCCGCAAAGCCAAGCUCCAAAAGGUCAAGGACCGUUUUACUCACGAGUUAGAAAUUCGGAAUAAGAGGAUUAAAGAACUUGAAGAUGAAACUGGGAAACUUCAACAGAAAAUUGAAAUGGAGAAAGUGUUCCAGGGCCAGAUCAUGACCCAAAAUGACAUCCUCCUCCAGGAAAAGAGGAAGCUUCUAGAACAAGUCACCAAUCAAGAAGAACUGAUUUGCAGCAACAAGUCCACAAUAUCUGCAUUCCAGAACAAGGCAUUUUUACUGGAUAAAGAAAACCAGCAGUUGCAGGAGAACUGCCUCCGGCUCAUGCAGCAAAUUGGCCUCUUGGAGCAAAUUAUAAGGAGCAUCCAGAUUCGCAAAGAAGAGGAAACAGUAAUUACUGACAACGCUGCAUUUGAAAUAUUCAAAAAGAUACUACCUUUACAAAACUCCAGUUUCUCAGGGACAGGUUUGGUAUUGUCAGCUGAAAAUCUCCAGGAGGCUGAGCUGCAGCAAUCGGGAGGAGCAACAGUUGUCCCCAAGUCCCCUGAGCCCCUCUCGUGUUCACAGGAUUCAGAAAGUGGAUAUAUAAAUGUGACGUCUCUAAAAGAGACAUACAACACACAAGGGGACCAAAAGCCACAACUAUGACCUCACUGGUAUAUACAACAAUAGUAAUCCUGCUAACUCAGAGCCUGGAUAUAAAGGUGCGAACAGAGCUGGAGAAGUCUCACAGAACACCCUGGACAUCAACAAGGAUUCUUCAAAAUUGCUUAUUAAACAGUCAUUAAAAAUUUUCAAAAAUG
Messenger RNA from Arvicanthis niloticus (Nile rat), 2456 nucleotides. NCBI's taxonomy places the organism in Eukaryota, Metazoa, Chordata, Mammalia, Rodentia, Muridae. The record is from RefSeq and is a predicted model, not a curated record.